This is a messenger RNA of Maudiozyma barnettii, 1164 nucleotides long. RefSeq names its product septin SPR28 (gene SPR28). Gene Ontology annotation, cellular component: microtubule cytoskeleton; cell division site; septin complex. Gene Ontology annotation, biological process: cytoskeleton-dependent cytokinesis; actomyosin contractile ring assembly; cellular bud neck septin ring organization. The record is from RefSeq and is a predicted model, not a curated record. Gene Ontology annotation, molecular function: GTP binding; GTPase activity; molecular adaptor activity. The coding region runs from base 1 to 1164 and encodes 387 amino acids. NCBI's taxonomy places the organism in Eukaryota, Fungi, Ascomycota, Saccharomycetes, Saccharomycetales, Saccharomycetaceae. The transcript has a single exon.
AUGAGAACUGCGGAGGAACUUCGUAGAAGGAAAAAUUCAAAACAAGUUAUUUAUUUUAAUUUACUAUUGUUAGGACCACCAGGGAUUGGGAAACACACCUUUUUAGAAAAUUUGGUCAAUAAUAACGUUGAAUCUGAAGUAGUUCGGCUUAACUCAGAAAAUAACGGUCAUAUUGUCCCCCAUGGUCCCAUAUUUGAACGGUCUAUUGUUAAAAUUCGAAAUGAAUUAACGUCUUCAAUCCUUUUAAAUGUUACAUCUUGUGAUACCGUGAAUCAACUCAACAAUUCUUCCGCACCAAAACGGAUAAGAGAGCAUAUCGAAGCCCAAUACAAUUCGUUCCUGAAUGAUGAAUUCAAAGUAUUAAGAAAUCAAGAGUACAAUAGGACAUCAGAUAAAAGACUUCACGCUUGCAUUUUUUUUAUCGAUGGUAAUGCAAAAGAGUUACAGAUGCUUGAAAUUGAUAUACUAAGUGAAAUUUCGUCCUUAAUCAAUAUUAUAUUAGUUAUUGGUAAAGCUGACAGAUUUAAUGACGAAGAGGUAGAUAUCAUAAAGAAAAGAGUAAACGUUGAUAUAAAAAAUAAUAAUAUUAAAGUCUUUGAUUUUAAUGACGAUUUUUUAGAUGACAUAUUUGAAGAAAGUGAACAUAAGUUAAUAAAGGACUUUCAACCCUUCGCUGUUAUACUUGGAAAUAAGUUGUCAGAAGAUUCCAAUGAGUUAUAUAGGGAUAACAUAUGUUCUAAAAUUAUGGUGGAUGACAUAAGGUCAUCAAAUUUUUCAUUUCUUAAAGGAAUAAUCUUAGGAUCACAUAUUCAAGAACUUCAGUCCUCGACCAAUAAUUAUAUUUAUGAAAAAUUUAGAACGAGAAGGUUAAUAGAAAAACAAAAUGAAAUUAACAUAAAGAAAGACGUUAAAGAAGGGGAUAGCAUUGAGCCAACCAAGGAAUUUAGCUCCUCACCUGCCUUAUUUAGGGUUAACCCUUCGCCAACUGAUAUUGUUUUAACCCCAGAUUGUGAGGUUGUUGUGGGGAAAGAACUUAAUGAAAAAAAUAGAAUAAUUGAGGCUUACCAAAAGAAAAUAGAUGAUCUUGAGAAAAUACUUCAAAACUCUAAUGAUUCUUCACCUACUACAAAAGUAACUCUGUGUGAUCUUGAGAGAGCUAUUUAA